This is a messenger RNA of Thlaspi arvense, 849 nucleotides long. Lineage: Eukaryota; Viridiplantae; Streptophyta; Magnoliopsida; Brassicales; Brassicaceae. The record is from the annotation of a GenBank genome assembly.
AUGAGGUAUAAGAACACUACGAGUGUUGUUAUCAACUAUGCGGCACCUUUUGUUUGGACUGCUAAAAUUGUAGAUAAGAAAAGUAACGUUCUUUUGCAAACCGUAUGUAAAGAAGGAGGUUUAGGAGAUGUCACUUGGGUAGAGGCUGUGGAGCAUGGAUCAAACAUCAUCCAAACAGAAAAUAAUGUAGCAGAAGAUGUAGGUGCAAACGAUGAAGAGGGAAAAGAAGAAAGAAUUACGGAAACGCACAAUGAAAACCACAAAUUCAGACAUGAAAAAAUGAAAGCAAACUCAAGCACUUUAUUUUUUUUUAUUGAGUAUGCUGAAGCAUCACAAAUAAGAUUAGAAUUUGAGAAACAAACAAAAAAUUUUGAGAUUUUGGAGGCGAAGGUAGAAAAUAUGGGAAAACAACUUGAAGGUUUUGAAAUAAUGUGCUUAAAGUUUGAACUUUUGGAACAGGAAAUGACACUACUAAGAGAGAAGUUAAAGACUAAUAAAUGUAUUAAAGUACCUCACUUAAAAGAUGAAGACAUUUCUACAGACGGCUUUUUUGUGGACAUAAAUGGUGUAAGAAACAAAAUAGUUGAAUCAGAUGAAGAGAGCACGGUAGAUAGAAGAAUCCCCAUGACGAAUAUUCGAAAUGCACAACCUCAAGAAGCUUCGCUAGUAAAGAUAAUUAAGCCCACUGUUCAGAAAAAAAUUGGCAAGACUUUAAAGAUUAUGGGAGUAGACCAAACUAAGAUUGUGCGAGAUAAAAGCCCAAGACUGAUGACACUGGAGCCGGCUCUACAAGCACCAUUUCAAAGUAACAACAAACAAGUUGACAAGCCUAAUGCUGUGAGGGGAUGU